Molecule: messenger RNA, 5365 nt
Organism: Solea senegalensis (Senegalese sole)
Lineage: Eukaryota; Metazoa; Chordata; Actinopteri; Pleuronectiformes; Soleidae
Gene: gpatch1
Product: G patch domain containing 1
Exons: 20
Coding region: 282-3005 (907 amino acids)
Biological process (GO): mRNA processing
Cellular component (GO): nucleus
Molecular function (GO): RNA binding
Source: RefSeq, a predicted model, not a curated record
CAUUGUUCAUGUUGUGCACGGACGUCUUCGAGUGACGGACUGUCAAUGGCGGAAAUAGGCUUCCAUAGACAAGACAUUUGCCUGCAAAAACAUUUCUGAAUUUGGAGAAGUUACGUGACUCCAUGUCAAAGUUACAGGGGAAAUAGAUUUUGGCAGACUGCUCCCGCAGCAGGGGAUACAAAUCCUGUCGGGGAUAACUAGACACCCCCUCUGUGAAGUCGGGACUUUUUUCACAGACGUAACGCUUCGCCUUCUGCGGGUUCCGUAGUUGUAGUAAACCAAUGGCGUCCGACAGCGAAGAAGACUUCGUGGUUUAUGGUACGCCGUUGGAGCCGCUGGAUGAAGAUGAGCCACUGAAGAAGCCCAUACCACUCCAUGAGCAGACAGUGAAAGACGAGAAGGGACGAUACCAAAGGUUCCAUGGUGCAUUCACUGGAGGAUUCUCAGCUGGAUACUUCAACACUGUUGGUUCUAAAGAAGGCUGGACCCCAUCAACCUUUAUUUCAUCACGGCAACAGAAAGCUGAAAAUCACAAUGCAAGGCCAGAAGACUUCAUGGAUGAGGAGGACUUCAGUGAGCACGGCAUUGCUCCCUCUCAAAUCACCACCAGUCAGGAGUUCUCGUCCGGCUGCAGAGAUGAGGUCAGAGAGAAGACAAGAGCUGUCAUUUCUCAGAUGGCGCUGAUCCCGGGAGACAAUCUUCUGGAGGAGUUAAUCACACCUGCCAGGUUGUCCAUCGGAGUGGAGCUGCUGAGGAGGAUGGGAUGGAAAGAGGGUCAGGGCAUUGGGCCUCGUGUGAAGAGAAAACUUCGACAACGGCAAAAGGAAGGUGGAGCUAGAGUUUACAGCUGUGCUCUGCCCCAUAUUGGUUCAGAGGGGUCAGAGGACGAUGACGAUGAGGAAUUUGCUCCAGAGAACGUGACCUUUGCUCCGGUGGAUGUGACACCAGUGGACUUCAGCCCUAGGUCAGGAGUUCAGGGUCUGGGGUAUCGCGGUCUGAACCCAGGUCUGGCACUGCUGGGCCAUGGAGCUGCUGAACACAUAAAUCUAUUUAACCCUGAGUCUGAGACAAGGAGUCAACUGUUUGGAAAUGCACAAAAAACAUCUCGUAAGGGUAGAAUCUCUGGACAGGCAUUUGGGGUGGGCGCUCUGGAGGAUAAUGAUGAUGAUGUCUAUCAUAAAGACUCCAUGACAAGAUACGACACAGUCCUGGGAGGGGAGGAGCCCGGGGAUGGACUGUAUGGCUGGACGGCACCGCAGCAGUACAACAACAGAAGAGACACAAGUAAAGCUUUGUCAUACCUCGGCAAAAUCCCGGAGGGAUUUACAGUGGCUCUAAAACACACCAAGGAGAAAAUGAUUUUUCCACCCCCCGUGUUGCCCCCUGAUUUUAGACCUGUCCAUGGCUUCCAUCCAUCACUUUUGGGCACCACUGCAGUUAGUCCUGCGUUGCGGCAAGCUCUGGCAACCUCCAGAGGUCACAUGGUGAAAGAGGAGCCACAACAAGGAGGACGGCACCAAUUGGACUCCAGCCAGAGGAGGGCACUGCUGGGAGAGGAUGUCCUGCACAGUUCCAGUUCAGUGAUGGAGCUGCUGAGGCCUGAAGAUAGACAGCGACUCUACAACCUCCAUAAUGACUCCAAGACCACCUCUGCCAAAUGCCAGAAUGCCAUUCACCCAAGUGGGUCAGUGACCAGGUCAACAGUUGUGUCAUUGACGCAGCCUUUGCCUCAGAGCUGCAGCACCCCCUCCUCCAGCCUCCAGGAAGACUCUCUUGCAUCUUGGAGAGGUGUCCAAUCAUCAACACACACAUUCAGACCAUUUGUGAAGAACCCCAGCAAACAAGCACGCUAUGAGCAGUUCCUGUCCCGCCUCAAACACGGAGACAAAGAUGCUGUGGAGCAGAGUCUGGACCCAGGGAUGACAGAGUGGGAACGCAGCCGGGAGAGGGACGAAUUUGUCCGGGCUUCCAUCCUGUACCAACCCACCUCCUCCUCGCUCUCCUCCCGUUUCACUGUAGCGCAGCACCAGGAAGAUGAUGAUGCAGUGGAAGUCUGUCGGGACGAGGAGGGAGCUGUUGACAACAAACAAGCUGCUGUCAAGAUGAAGAUGUUUGGAAAACUGACCAGAGAAAUGUUUGAAUGGCAUCCAGACAAACUGCUCUGCAAGAGGUUCAAUGUCCCUGACGCCUACCCUGGGUCAGGUGUGGUUGGUCUGCCAAAGGUGAAGAGAGACAAGUUUUCAGUCUUUAACUUCCUGAAUGUCACAGAAAGUAGAGAGAUGACAGCUCCCCUAAAGCCUCCAGAGAUGAGGAAGAAGUCCAGAUGGGAUGUUUCAGAACAAGAGGAGCUGGACAAAGAGGAUGAACUGCCAACUUCUGCUUCAACUGCUUCACCGAACAGCAUCAGUGAUCAGACUCAGGCUCAGAAGAGGAAAGAAGAUGAUAAAGAGGAGCAGCAGAAGGAGGAGGAGGAGGAGGAGGAGGUGGUGGUGAGUCGGCCUCCUAUGGAUCUGUUUAAGGCCAUCUUUGCCUCCUCUGAUGAUGACUCCUCUUCAUCAGAAGUAGAGAGUGAGGAGGAGGACACAAAGGAGGGUGAAGGAAAAAAUGACCUCCACCCUCUGAACCUCUUCAACGUCCCCUCAACAUCUGUGACCUCCUCCAUCACCUCCUGUUCCUCCCAGAAAACAGUGGUUUUCUCUCAGACAUCGAUGCAGGAAGAGUUUGGCCCAAGCCUGCCACCCCCUUCAGGUACUGACACCAGAGGAGGUGCCACCUCCCACUACUCCUCCAGUACAGAAGACAAACAAAGAAAGAAGAACAAAGAGAAGAAAGUCAAGAAAAAGGAAGGCAAACACAAGAAAGACAAGAAGAAAAAAAAACAAAAGAAACAUAAACACAAAGAAAAGCAUCAGAAAAAGAGUAAGGAGGAAGAAAGCAGUGAUGAGGACAGUGAGGGACAUGUUUCUACAGAGGAGCUGCUGAAAAGACUGAAGAGCAUCCCAUAGUGUCAGCAACAUCAGACCUGGUGAAGGACAAUGAGGAUGUUCUACUCGUUUCUAAAUUUGUUUGUGACACAGGAAAAUUAAAAUGUCAUUCGUGUUUGAUUUUGAUUGUUUAGGAAAAGAAAAAUUGCAAUUAAAUAGUAUCCAGUCUUUGUAUCCAGUUGUGUUAUUUAAUCAUAUUAAGUGUGUAGUUUGAUGUAGAAUCAAAGAGUUGUUGUGCUGUGUGCUCCCACACUCCGCAAAAAAGGAAGCUGAAGAGGAAAAUGUGGACAUUUUAAACAAUUUCUUUUAAGUCAAUUUAUCACUAAAGAAUGAUUUUCAUCAAAACUUAGCAGAGAUAUCCGUAAUACUAGUAUCUCAUUGGUAAAGUUAUCUUUUUGAAAUAAUUUUUUUUUAAGACCAGUACAUUUUAUAUAAUUUAUUUAAUGUGCUGCAUUAAUUGGGAUCAACUAUUAUUAACUCGGGUCUUUUUAUACAUGUAUUACAUGAACACAUUUUUUCUUUUUGGAUCACAUGAUAAUACCAGUUGGACUGUAUUUUACAAACCAAUAACAAACGUAUUUACCUCAAAAUAAUGGUGCACUAAAAUAGAAAACAUCACCGGAAAUUGUAUAAGUACUAAUUACCUCAAGCAUAUUUUUGUGUUUUGAAAAUUCAUGAAAUUCAUGGAGCUAAUACAAGCUCACGUGGUACACCCUGGACAGAUCAGAAGUCCAUCACAGGGCCAUCAUACAGAGGCAAACAAUGAUUGAUCCUCACAUUCACACCAGUGUCCAAUUAAUCUAAUCACCAAACUGCAUGUUUUUGGACUGGGAGGAAUGCACAGAUGAGCAGGGCGAGUGGGCCCAAUUCUCAGAGCUGAGAGCUUUCACUGAAAAUCAACCAAUGUGCAGCGUCAAAUACCAUUGCAGUCAAUAAAAAUUAUUUCAAAUACAAUUUUUAUGGUUAAAUUAUGACGUCAAAAUGUGCCUGAAAUGUGUUGACCCACUGGGCAACGGCCCAGUAUUCCCGAUGGCCAGUCCAGGCCUGCCAUUGAAGCACGGCUGCAAGCUGUGCAGUAUCGUUGGCAUUUUGGUGGCAGUGAUGCAUGAGUCAUUCUGCCCAUAGCAGCACAAGAUGCAGAGUAGGAUAGUUGUUCCCCUCCAGUUCAUGCUGAGCAUGAUAAAAGGGUUCCAAAAAUGACACUAAGAUGCCUGAAGUGUCGGGAGUUACACACACAACAGCGUCUGCCCCUCUCCAUCAAGCAGGCAGCCAGAUUUACUUUUCACCACACGUUAACAGCAAUGAUUCACAACAAACAACAUAUCAUUUCCAACCUGCAAGAAAUGCAGGUUUCUGGCCCGACCCGUUACUAGAACUCUAUCCCAGGGAUACGAGUUUUACUGCGUUCAAAUAUUUGAAAGAAUAAUAAUCUGAAUCUACAAUUUUAUGAAAAUUUUAAAUCGAACAGUGAAAAGCUCAUCAGCAAUAAUGUCAAAAUAAUGAUAAAUGAGACAAAAAAUAUAAAAACAUAACAUACAAAACUUAUGUGCUGAGGCUUACCUAACAUAAUGUUAAUUUAGAAAACUGGAAAAGUAGAGAGAAACAUCUCUUGGCCUUUAGGAGUGUUCCUCAUUGUUGUUCCAUUGAGGUUGUGCCCAAGAUCCAGUGGCAUCCUUCUCAGUCUGUACCCCAAUGACCUUCUGUGCAGAUCAGUAGCUCUGAAGUCCAAAUGUGCAAUCCUUCAGUCGAGUGGAAUAAUAACUAUCUGGGGAAAACCAGGUCUCACGAGUAGAGACGGCAUCUAUCCUGCUAUGGAUGGAGCUGCUUUCUUAUCUAGAAAUUGCAGACGCAGACGUGUUCAUCUUCCUGUUUACCCGAGGAGAUUCAAGAAAAUGGCGGGUAGUAUUAUAAGUCCAGCACCAUUAUAUUUAAAAGCAGAUGUGUGGGAGCAUUUAGGUUUAAAAAAAAAAAGGAGAGCGAGCACUUGGAUAAAAGUAUUGCGGUUUGCAAGCUGUGUCACACAAAUGUGAAAUAUAGUGGAAAUACCACCAACCUACGAGCCCACCUAAAACGUCACCACCCGGAAAAGGUAACGCUAACUGAGGGACCCAAGAAGCUGUGGCGUGACCCAAAACAAACCAUGCUGGAUAGCGAUGGCGGUUGUUCCUACAAGUUCCCGUCUACUUCACCUACCAUGGUUUAUUUUACUUUCCUGUUGGCUAGAUUGUUAUGUUGUUAUGAUAUGUUAAGAAUCUGUUCAGAACAGGCCACUUGUUGCACUUUUUGAGUCUUGAUUGUUCUUUUUAAUACUGCACUUUAUUUACUUUUAAGAGGCUUGUAAACUACAGUUUGCACUUUAAUAAAUGGAUCUUAUUUUCUCA